This is a messenger RNA of Hyaena hyaena (striped hyena), 1891 nucleotides long. Its product is annotated as alpha-1-antitrypsin-like. The record is from RefSeq and is a predicted model, not a curated record. Bases 574 to 1827 code for a protein of 417 amino acids. Gene Ontology annotation, molecular function: serine-type endopeptidase inhibitor activity. The transcript has 5 exons. Gene Ontology annotation, biological process: negative regulation of endopeptidase activity. Lineage: Eukaryota; Metazoa; Chordata; Mammalia; Carnivora; Hyaenidae.
GACGUUAAACAGCUGCUCUGAGAUCUCACAGUCCAUGAAUGGGGGAGCUGGGUUCCCGGCUCUGCACCUGUGUCGCAGAGGAAACUGCCACUCAUCCACCUGGCAGACUCCCACACUCGGGACCAGAGGAACGAACGAUAGGAGGGACAGAAACGCUCUCACCCACUCAUCCGCCCCUUCAACACAUAUCUGUAGGGCGCCCGUCCUGCCCCAGGCAGCUGUCAGGGCGCACAGAGGGGAGUGGGGUGUGCCUUCGGUUCUUAAAGGGAUCACGGUCAAGUGAGACUCUCCCAGCCUCAACCCUGUACCAACACCUCCACCCCCAGCGGAACUCCUGGAGCCUUUAAUAGCCCCAGAACAGGGCCACAGCCCAGGAAAAUCCAAGCAGCAUGUGCACCACAUUCCUCCGCUGGGAGCCACACCCAGUGGAAACAGUAACAGGCUGAGGCUGGCCGACAACUAAGCCCCGUCCUGCCUGGAGAAGCUUGGAGAGCAGGGCUGAGCAGAGGGGCUGCGUGGACCAAACGGAAGAGCCUGCUGCGUCCUGGGCACUUUACAGAAGCCAUCACGACGAUGCCAUCGUCCACUGCGUGGGGCGCCCUCCUGCUGGUGGGCCUGUGCUGCCUGGCCCCCCGCUCCCUGGCUGAUGGAGACGCAGCCCAGGACACACACGCACCCGAGCACGACCAUGCCCACCACGAGGUGCCCGCCUGCCACAAGAUCGCCCCGAACCUGGCUGACUUCGCCUUCGGCAUGUACCGCCAGGUCGCCCACGAAUCCAACACCACCAACAUCUUCUUCUCCCCUGUAAGCAUCGCUACGGCCUUUGCGAUGCUGUCUCUGGGGGCCAAGGGUAACACGCAUGACCAGAUCCUGGAGGGCCUCGGCUUCAACCUCACCGAGAGAGCGGAGAGCGAGGUUCACCAGGGCUUCCAGCAGCUCCUCCGCACCCUCAACCAGCCAGACAGCCAGCUGCAGCUGACCACCGGCAGCGGGCUCUUCAUCAACGAGAGCGUGAAGCUUCUGGACAAGUUUCUGCAGGACAUCAAGAACCUGUACCACUCGGAAGCCUUCUCCAUCAACUUCGGACACAACGAAGAGGCCAAGAGACAGAUCAACAAUUACGUGGAGAAGGGAACCCAGGGGAAAAUUGUGGAUUUGGUCCAAGACCUUGACAAAGACACAGUUUUUGCUCUGGUGAAUUACAUUUUCUUUAAAGGCAAAUGGGAGAAGCCCUUUGAGCCCGAGCACACCACGGAGGAGGACUUCCACGUGGAUGAGGACACCACGGUCAAGGUGCCCAUGAUGAGCCGCCUGGGCAUGUUUGACGUCCACUACUGCGACAAGCUCGCCAGCUGGGUGCUGCUCAUGGACUAUGUGGGCAACGCCACCGCCUUCUUCAUCCUGCCCGACCAGGGCAAAAUGCAGCAGCUGGAGGCCAUGCUGAGCAGGGACGUCCUGGCCAAGUUCCUGGAAAAGCAACACACCAGGUCUGCCAAUGUGCAUUUCCCCAAACUGUCCAUCUCUGGGACCUACGAUCUGAAAAACGUCCUGAGAAAACUGGGCAUCACCAAGAUCUUCACCUACGAGGCUGACCUCUCAGGGGUCACUGAAGGAGGUCACCUGAUACUGUCCGAGGCGCUCCAUAAGGCCGUGCUGACCAUCGACGAAAGAGGGACAGAAGCGGCUGGGGCCACGUUUCUGGAAGCCAUCCCCAUGUCGAUGCCCCCCACUGUCGAGUUCAACAGGCCCUUUAGCCUCCUCAUCUAUGACAGAAACACCAAGAAUAUCAUCUUCCUGGGAAAGGUGGUGAACCCCACCCAAUAAUAGCUGCUUUCUGGGUUCAGCACCCCCUCCCCCAGACCAACAUUAAAGAACGAUCCGGCCCGAG